Molecule: messenger RNA, 2143 nt
Organism: Phyllostomus discolor (pale spear-nosed bat)
Lineage: Eukaryota; Metazoa; Chordata; Mammalia; Chiroptera; Phyllostomidae
Gene: BTNL9
Product: butyrophilin like 9
Exons: 11
Coding region: 187-1809 (540 amino acids)
Biological process (GO): T cell receptor signaling pathway; regulation of cytokine production
Cellular component (GO): external side of plasma membrane
Molecular function (GO): signaling receptor binding
Source: RefSeq, a predicted model, not a curated record
GCAGAGCGAGCAGCAUCUUAAGGUGGAAGGUGGGUGGGAAAUUCUGUCACACCCGCUGGUCCCCCAACUGGGACCAAGACUCUUUACAACAAUCAUCUCCUUUGCAACGGAGCUGGGAUCAGCAGGACUCAUCUGCCGUUUCAGGCUCUUUGCUGCAACCUGCCAGGUGGCCUUGCUGCUGAAGAGAUGGCAGGCUUCCCAGUCUCCCUGGACUCCUUUCGGCGGGUACCCCAGCCCAGCAGUCUCUUGUUCCACAUCCUCCUCCUCCUCCAGCCUGGGGAGCUGAACUCAGAGGAGUGCCAGGUGAUUGGCCCCAGGGGAUCCGUCCUGGAACGUGUCGGGGAGGAGAUGGAGUUCCCCUGCCACCUGUCCUGUUACCAGAGCGUAGAGCACAUGGAGAUCCGCUGGUUCCGGAGCCAGGCCUCGGAGGUGGUGUACCUGUACCAGGAGCAACAGGAGCUCCCCGGGCAGCAGAUGGAGCAGUUCCGGAACAGGACCAAACUGGUCAAGGACGACAUCGCGGAAGGCUCUGUGAGCCUGAAGCUCUACCCCGUGACCCCCGCCGACGAGGGCCCCUAUGGAUGCCGCUUCUUCUCCAGCAACUUCUCUGGGGAAGCUGUUUGGGAACUGGAGGUAGCAGGGAUGGGGUCAGACCCUCACAUCUCCUUUGAGGGCUUCAAGAAAGGAGGCAUUCAGAUGCGUUGCAGCUCCAGUGGCUGGUACCCCGAGCCCCAGACUCAGUGGAAAGACCAUCGGGGACAGUGCCUGUCCCCUGAGUACGAAGCCAUCACCCAGGACACCCAGGGCCUGUUCAGUCUGGAAACAUCGGUGGUUGUCCAAGAGGGAGCCCACAGCAAUGUGUCCUGCUCCAUCCAGAACCCCCUCCUCUUCCAGAAGAAAGAGUUCGCGGUCCAAAUAGCAGACGCUUUUCUACCCGGACUCUCCCCGUGGAAGACAGCUUUCCUCGGGACUCUGGUGGGCGGCCUGACGCUGCUGCUAGCCCUGCUCACGACGCUGGCGCUGUGCUGCUUUCACAGGCAGCGGUCCCAAGAAAAGCUGAAGCAGCGGGCAGACAAGGACAAAGGGAAACUCACUGCACAACUGGGGAAACUGCAGGCGGAGCUCGAUUGGAGAAGGGCUGAAGGCCAGGCCGAGUGGAGAGCAGCCCAACAAUAUGCAGUGGACGUGACCCUGGACCCAGCCUCGGCGCACCUGAGCCUGGAGGUCUCCCAGGAUGGCAAGAGCGUGCUCUCCCGCAGGGCGCUGCCAGUUCUGGCAGAGCCAGGAGGCCCGCAGCGGUUCACGGAGCAGACGUGCGUGCUGAGCCGGGAGCGCUUCCAGACCGGCCGCCACUACUGGGAGGUGGACGUGGGUCGGCGCAGCCGCUGGUUCCUGGGCGCCUGCCUGGAGGCGGUGGCCCGCGUGGGCCCCGGGCUCCUGAGCCCAGCCACAGGCUACUGGGUGAUGGGGCUGUGGAACGGCAGCGAGUACUUCAUCCUAGAGCCGCAGCGCGUGGCGCUCUCCCUGCGGGUGCCACCCCGGCGUGUGGGCAUCUUCCUGGACUGCGAGGCCGGAAAGCUGGCCUUCUUCAACGUGACAGAUGGCUCCCACAUCUUCACCUUCACCGACACCUUCUCGGGGCCUCUCUGUGCGUACUUCAGACCCAGAGCCCCAGACGGCAGCGAACACGCGGAUCCUCUCACUAUCUGCCCGUUGCGGGUUCGAGUGACCCGCCUCCCGGAAGAGGGUGACGGUGACACCUGGGCACAGCCCUACGAGCCCUCGGACCUCGCCCUGGGCCUGUGGUGAGGUGCUCCCAUGGCCGCAGGGCUGGGUCCUGGGCGGCUUCCUCUGGGGUGGAGGAGGCAUCGCCAAAAUGCCCGCAAAGGCGAUGGAUUCUGCACAGCAGAAGGGGACAGAGAGGAUUUAGCCUGUGUAGAUGUGAAUGUGUGUCUUUGUAAUUUUCUUUUAAGAAAAAGCGGCAAUUCCAAAGCUCGUCUGUGUGUAUGAUAGGACUGAACAAAUGAGUAAGAAGAUACUGAUGUUGCUGGGACCCAGGGUGCUCACUGUGGAAGAGGACAGGACACUGGGAAGGGAAAGAAGGGGGAGACAUGAUUGGAUGAAAGGUAUCGGUUAAUUUGCA